AUGUCGCUGUGUUUACUACAGGCAAAUAAUUCAAUUAGUUGCCUUUUUGUCAAUCAGUUGCAAGCUGAUAUGUGGAUGCAAGUGUAUGGUAUUGCUGGUGGUUGUUCUAAGGUUGUUCUGGUUUAUCUUACUCUUCCUUCUCUUUCUCUGCCUUCUAGCAUGCACUUAAUUCAGGUGGAUUCUGUUCAGCGAUGGAUGGAAGAUUUGAAGUUGAUGACGGACUGUGAAUGUAUGUGUAUUCUCCAGUCCAAGCCAAUCAGCAUUGAGAAGGAUGAACAAAAUGAACUUAUCCUUUCCUCACAAUACAGCACUUGUGAUAACUUGCAGCUGCUAUUAAAAAGGGCUUGGAUCAUAAGCACAGAGUUGACCAGGAUUGCUCAAAAGCUGGAGAGGAAUAGGUGGCAGAGAGUCCACAGCAUGACAGUAAGAGUCAACUGCCAUGUACGUUCAAUGAUAAAUGAAUAUAAUACAUUCACCAGAAAUUCUUCAGAAGAAAUGCACCAGUUUGAAAAACUUUUAGUAGACAAGUGUUCAGAAUUUACAGCAUUCACAGAAAGGUGCAUACAAACUGAAGAUGAACAGAUACUGAAGACCAUGAAAUCUUGUAUUAAUGAAACGCUUACUACUGUUGCUCAGUAUUUUGGCCAGUUGAUAGAGCUUAUUUUAACACAUGAGGCACAGAACCUGCUGAGGCAAAUAGAAUUGUCCGAUAGUAUAUAUAUCACUGAGUCGGCGAUUAGUAGUUUAUUCAGGCUUACCCAGGAAGGUGCUCACCUGUGCCGUAUCAUAGCUAAGGAAGGAGGUGUAGUUGCUCUCUUUAAGAUCUGUCGCCAGGAUUGUUUCAGGUGCCUUUUUCCCCAGACACUGAGAACAUUGGCCUCCAUUUGCUGUGUCGAGGAGGGGAUGCACCAGCUGGAAAAGGUUGAUGGGAUACUGUGCCUGACUGACAUUCUUACUGAUAACAGCCACUCUGAAGCUACUCAUGCAGAAGCAGCAGCAGUAAUUGCACAGAUCACAUCUCCACAUCUCACUUUCACUCAGCAUCUCAGCAGCUUUCUGGAAAACAUGGAAGAAAUUCUAACAGCACUUGUCAAACUGUGCCAAGAAGCCUCAUCUGGUGAAGUUUUCCUGCUUGCUUCAGCAGCUCUUGCCAAUAUUACUUUCUUUGAUACCAUGGCUUGUGAAAUACUGCUCCAGUUAAAUGCAAUGAAGAUUCUUCUAGCAGCAUGCUCAGACAAACACAUAGUGGAUACUCCAUAUUCCCGUGAUCAGGUGGCAACAAUAUUGGCAAACAUGUCUGUCUUGGACCAGUGUGCUUCAGAAAUAAUUCAAGGAAAUGGUGUUCAACUUUUAAUGGAAAUGCUCUUUGAAAGAUCACCUUCAGGAAAUUCUGCAGAAGUUGCUGCUUGUGAGCGAGUCCAACAGAAAUCCGCAGUUACAUUGGCACGACUCAGCCGAGAUCCUGAAGUGGCAGAUGCAGCCAUAAAACUCAGCUGUAUUCCUCGCCUUAUUAAACUUUGCAGAUCACCAACGGAAAGAAAUAACAGUGAUUCUGUUUUAGUGGCCUGUCUGGCAGCCUUACGGAGACUAGCAGUUAUGAGUCCUGAUGGACUUGAAGAUUUAGAUUUUCAGCAGCUGGUAAAGCCCCGACUUGUGGAUUCCUUUCUGCUAUGCACCAAUAUGGAAGAGAGCUUUGUAUAAAUGUGAGCCAAAAAACUUUGAAAAGCAAUUAAGAAGACAGGUAUACAAUAAGAUAAUGCACAUACAAUUUUGAUUAAUUUUAGUCCUGUUAUUUAUGACUUAUUUAUUUCGAUGCCAUGAACAUAAGGUUUGUAGAAGCCAAGAAAUAGAAUGAGCAAACUUGUUUUAGUGGUUUGUGAAGGUAAUUU
This is a messenger RNA of Apaloderma vittatum (bar-tailed trogon), 1889 nucleotides long. It is a transcript of the gene INSC, whose product is annotated as inscuteable homolog (Drosophila). Bases 1 to 1701 code for a protein of 566 amino acids. The record is from RefSeq and is a predicted model, not a curated record. Gene Ontology annotation, cellular component: apical cortex. Gene Ontology annotation, biological process: regulation of asymmetric cell division; establishment of mitotic spindle orientation; asymmetric cell division. Lineage: Eukaryota; Metazoa; Chordata; Aves; Trogoniformes; Trogonidae. The transcript has 11 exons. Gene Ontology annotation, molecular function: protein binding; cytoskeletal adaptor activity.